Molecule: messenger RNA, 828 nt
Organism: Monomorium pharaonis (pharaoh ant)
Lineage: Eukaryota; Metazoa; Arthropoda; Insecta; Hymenoptera; Formicidae
Exons: 4
Coding region: 1-828 (275 amino acids)
Source: RefSeq, a predicted model, not a curated record
AUGGCUAUGAAACAUGGAUAUGCGAAAACAUUUUCAAAUAUUAACGAUGAAGUUAACAUUGCGUUACAAAAUGAAAUUAGAUUAAGAGAAAAAUUCUCAAAAGAAAGAAGAGAAAUUGAAGUUGAAAGUAGAAGUGGAAGUGGAGUAUCCCAUUGGAAAAGUUUUCCACUGUACGAAAAUAUAAAAUUUUUGAAUAGGCAUGUAAAACGAAGAAAGACUAUUACAAAUAUUUCACGAAAUAUAAGAGAAAAUAAAGAAAAUGUUCCUUCAAAAUCGUCAACUUUGCUUAAUUGGGAAAGGAAUUUUGAAGAAAAUUCGCCUCAUUCUUCUGUGUUACAUUUGAGUCCAACAUCAUCAAGCAAUCUGUCUCAAUCUUCUACAUUACAUUUGAGUUCAACAUCAUCAAACAAUCUGCCCCAAUCUUCUGUAUUACAACAUUUGAGUCCGACAUCAUCAAACAUUCUGCCUAAAUCUUCUGUAUUACAACAUUUGAGUCCGACAUCAUCAAACAUUCUGCCUCAGUCUUCUACAUUACAACAUUUAAUGAGUCCUACAUCACCAAGUAUGCAGCAAAAAUGUUAUACACCAGUACAGAAAAAUCACCUUACAUCUAAGAAACGUAGAUCAGAAUCAGACGAUAUAGAAAAAUCACUUUUGUCACUAUCCAAUACAAUUACAGAUAAAAUACAAAACUAUGAUAAAGAUAUUAAAUCAGAUAUAAAAAAAGAUGAAAAGGAGAAUUCAGAAGAUAAAUUUUUAGAUCUAAUAGCUGCAGAAAUAAAAAAACUUCUGGAAAAUGAACGUGAUCUAUUUUCUAAAAAAACCUAG